GAAGUGCUCAUCUCGCCGGUGAUGUUGCAGGAUCAUAUGCCCGACAAGGUCCUUGCCGCCCUCAAGAAGGUAAUUGGGGAGGUCGAUGACGAUCGCAGCUCCUCGGUGCACAGCUAUUCCACAGCCAGUUGAUCGGACCAAAUCCGACUUGGAAAUGGAGUGGAAUGGAAUGGAUAGCGAUACCGAUUCUGAUACCGAUACCGACACCUUACACCACGUCGUCUUCGUCGUUGUCCUAGAACCGUAUAUAUAGUCUAACUAGCCCUUAGCAUAUACAUAUAUAUAUAUAGAGUACGCAGCACCGAUCUAGUUAGUUGGUUCGUCUGAAUUGUACCGUACUGUACCUUGCCCUUAGUGUAGCCUUAAGGCCGUAGGUCGCCGAACCGAAGCCACGCAAGCCACAAAACCACCAACCAACCACAAACUCAUUACGAACCCCAACAGUUACACCAAACACUUACACACACCUGUGCGCCACAAUCUAUCAACAUAUUUUUGUAAAGCCAAUUACGAUUAACGCUAUAUCUAGUCUAAGGCCAACACUCCCUUAUGGUUUCAGUGCAUUUGUUGAAUUGUGCGACAUUUAUUUGUUUAUUGUAUUUAUUUAUUGCCGUUUUGCUUUAGUUUUUUUUUGUUUUGUUUUUUGUCCAAAUCCAAGACAUACUUGCCUUGGGACAAGUGUGUGUUUAGAGUUAGGAACCCCAGAUACUUAGCCAGCACCACACACUAAUCGUAAUAUUUAUCUUGUAUUUAUCGCUGUGUGAGGCACUGACAAUGGACUUUAAAUGUUUACAAUUACCUCUAAGUUUAAUUUAUGUACUUGUAUUUUAUGUUUAUAUCGCUUAAGAGUAAACCAGUGGCUUUAUAAUAACAAGAUGAUACGUGAAAGCAAACCUAGGCUCUCUUAAAUAUUUUUUUCUAUGUAUAUUAAUGUAUAAACGUUAUGCAUCUUGUCAUUAUAAGGUCCUAGACUAAUUCUUGCCCAAUAAUCGUCUAAGUGAAAGAAUUGUAAUUUGCAUUUCGUUUAUUUAAUCUCCGCGUUACGCUCUCUAUACUUAUAUCUCUUAUUUAUAUACAUUUUUUUCUCUUAAAUCUGUUUGUUUUAUAUGACGAAUAUACACAGCCACAACUAAUUAUUAAUUUUGAUUUGUAACCAUCCCAGAGGUGGGCAAGUGUAGGACUUGUAGUAGAUUUGUAAUUCUUGUAAGUAGCAUUAUCGAAGCCCUGUCUUUCCCACUAGAAUGUACUGCAGAUGGAACUGAUUUUGACGAAAUGUGAAGCAAUGCUCGAAUGUUAUAUGUUUGGCAAGAGUAUCAUCGUAUCGGUUUCAAAAUUAUUGCACACACAACUUUUGAUGAUGAUUUUCAUAUUGAGUUCUUUAUCCGGAUUUCAUUUGGUUGUAACAACGAGUGGGCCACGCAAGCCCCAGCGUCAGACCUCGAAUGCAUUCUCCACAGCAUCGAAUGAAGGGCAGGAUCAGGAUCAGGACCAGAAACCGCAGCCGCAUUGCAGCGGUUAUGGGACAACGGAUCCGAUGCGCCGAUCCGGACCAGAAACGGACACGGACUCCGGCCAGAUGCAAACGUCAGCGCAAUCGCAGCACUGCAAGCGGCCCUCGCAAAGUUCCUACACAAAUCUGAGCAACUGCCUCGCCCUGACGCCGACGGCGCAGCACAAACUCUGCCUGGAGACGUCCUUCACCAAUGGCUCAGCGCCGCCAUUGCAGCCACAGCGCCUCUGCUCGGCCACCGGCUGUGGUGGUAGCAAGGCAUCCUCACUGGCGGGCAGCAUUUUUGGACGCAGCCAGCUCAGCUCGGCCACCACGCCGUACGACAUAUCAAGCGCCCUGGACGACAGCCUGGCCACGGUGGCCCUGCGCCAGAGUCCAUCGCUGAUGAGCUCAGAGACGACGGGGACGGUCAUUGGAAAUGCCGAACCGUUUCCGGAGGAGGUGGCAAUUCCUCGCCUCAAGGCGGUGGCCUUUGACAUGGCCCUGACCCCACCGCCGUCGCUGCCAGAGAGAUCCCUGCUGGAACGACAGCAUUCCGAGAAGAAACCCAGAUCGCUGCCAUUGGCCCAGGUGCAGGCCCUGCGGAGAGCCUCGGAUGCCGGCGGUGCAGUGCCGCAGGGCGUGGACCUAUUGCAUGAUGACUGGUACGGCCUGGCACCACUGGCCAGCCCCGAGACUCUGUCCGAGAUCUCCAGCGUCUCCUCGCGCACCAGCGUCCCCAUCAGCCUGGCCAACAGCAUCGAGCGGUAUCUGCAGCACAUGGGCGUGGCCGGGCCCAAGGUGCCGCUGGAGGACAUUUUUGAGUCGCAGCUGCAUACGCCCAAGGUCAUGCGGAGAGCGCCCAAGUUCACCGAGAAUCUGGCUGGCUGUGCGGAGGAUAGCAGGACCCAGGAUCAAUACAAGCGACUGGGUCGGGUCUUUGUCACCUUUCCGCGCAUCUUCCCGGAUCAGUCGCCGGCGGCGCACAGCCUGGACUCCAGUGACGACAGCUUCGAGUCAGCCUCGGCCCACAGCCUGCAGAGGCUGAAGCUGCCCCAUGCUGCCAAUGCGGUGCAGAGUUCCAAAUCGGCCGAUCCCCUGGAUGGGGAUCAGGAUCAUGUGCCAGCGAGGCCAGCGCCACCGGUGAAGAAGCUAACCUUCAGCGACAGCGACAUCCUGACGGAAGAGCACUGCCUGCGACUGUGUCCCCAUUGUCCCUGCGGCCGGGAUGCCCAGCGCGGCUGCUGCACUCGCUCGGAGCAUGCCAAAUGCGGUUCCGAGGGCUCCGCGGACACGAGUUUCUAUAGUGCCAGCUCAUCACUGGAGCAGUUUGCAACGCCGGCUCGUCAGAAUGGCGGUCCACACCUGGAGGAGAUUCUCAUGCGACCCGGCGUCCUGGAAUCCCACUUCCCCGUCCUGGGCGGUGGCAAUGGCAUAGAGACUCCGGCGCUGGUGGCACCCGCCUCGCCCUCGCCGCUUAGCAAUGGCAAGAAACCGGAUGUGGUCGGUGGAAGGGUGCGGAAGCGCCUCUCCUCGGAGGAGUUUGUCUUCUCGCGCAGCGAUGAUCUGUCCAGCCUAGUACAAAUCGGUGAUAGAGCUGCCGGUUCUCCGGCGGGACGACGGCGCAAAGGUUGCGUCUAUCCGGCCGGGAAUAGUCUCCGGUUGGAUGCAGCUGCCGCUGCUGCUGCUGCCUCGGCAUCGCCCACGUCCAUUAGCAAAUUUACCCGUGCCCGAGUAGCAGCCGGGGGAUCUGGCAGCGGAUCGGGAGCCAAGCAGGUCGCUGCCAAUAACGAAAGUAAUGUUUAAUAGUUGUAAGUUGUAAGCAGUACCUUACCUGGACACAGCGAUGAUACUCGUAACCCGUAACUGGCAAUUCGUAUCUCGAAGCCCGUAAGCCGCAAUCUAUAAAUAUUGCAAUUGCUUUCACAGGAGCCAUCCACAAACCGAUUGGGAAAAGACAAACCAACCAACAAAGGAAACUAACAUUUUACCGAUUACCUAAGGAGCUACAUUUAGCGUUAACACACACACACACACACACACAUGGGCGUUUACUAUAAAAU
Drosophila serrata is the source of this 3552-nucleotide messenger RNA. It is a transcript of the gene inaE, whose product is annotated as inactivation no afterpotential E. Gene Ontology annotation, molecular function: lipoprotein lipase activity. The record is from RefSeq and is a predicted model, not a curated record. Gene Ontology annotation, cellular component: cytoplasm; postsynaptic membrane; dendrite membrane. NCBI's taxonomy places the organism in Eukaryota, Metazoa, Arthropoda, Insecta, Diptera, Drosophilidae. Gene Ontology annotation, biological process: diacylglycerol catabolic process; arachidonate metabolic process.